Molecule: messenger RNA, 1344 nt
Organism: Brettanomyces bruxellensis
Lineage: Eukaryota; Fungi; Ascomycota; Pichiomycetes; Pichiales; Pichiaceae
Exons: 1
Coding region: 1-1344 (447 amino acids)
Biological process (GO): retrograde protein transport, ER to cytosol; endoplasmic reticulum unfolded protein response
Cellular component (GO): endoplasmic reticulum lumen
Source: RefSeq, a predicted model, not a curated record
AUGGGACCAUUAAUCAUAUGUGGCAUUUUGUUAAGCACGAUUCCAGGCUCGCUAUCUACUGCAACAUUACAGAAACCAUCUAAAUUUAUAGAAUACCAUCCAAACUUUAGAAUUGAUCGCAGAAGUGAAUGGGCAUCACCGUCAUUAAUCAAUUCAUUGGGGCAAAACUUCAGUUUGCUGUAUCCGAUAUAUGAUGAUGCACUUGAAUACACGUGCAACAUAAACAACCCAGUCACAUCUCCUUACCAAGAGCAACCAGAGAACGAUUCAAUUGAACUUAUAAAACAGAAGGUAAACGCUAUAAAUGCAGUAAAACGUUUUAACGAACAACAUAAGAAUCAAUGCAUAUAUAGGGAAUUCGGCUACUGGUCUUAUCGCAUCUGCUUCCUGGGAGAUAUUACACAAUUCCACUAUUCUGGGGAUAGAAUGAAAGUUCAUGAACAAUUAGCGGUUAAAAAUAACAACAUACCAUAUCAUAGAUUGGGUUUGAUGAAGGAGGGCUCAUACAGCAAAUCUUCAGACUUUGAAUUUGUCAAAUCAAAUGACGGAUCGAGAUAUUUGAGCCAGCUGGUUUACAAUGGAUCUACAUGCGAUAUUACAGGACAACCCAGAUCAAUAUACGUUCAAUACAAAUGCGAUCAGAAUCGUGCAAUUCCUUUUAUAGAGACUGUGGAGGAGUUAAAAACGUGCGAGUAUCGUAUGGUUGUGUUAUCUGCUGAGCUAUGUCAAUAUUCCGUUCUCCAACCCGAAAUAUAUGCGACAGAAGGCAAUAUAACUUGUUAUCCUGUCAAAAAGGAAUAUAUUUCCAAUGACGAUCUUGUUGAGCAUGAGAAGCUAGAUUUGUCGGCGUUAUCGCUUCAGCCAGUUGGUUCUGGAAUUUUUUAUGGAACAUUUAAGGACCAAAAAUUGCAAGCUAGGCCUAACAUACUUGUAUCCAACAGGAACUAUGAAAUUAUUACAGAUAACAUUAACUUAACAAGCUCAGAUGUAGGGGAUGAUAAUAACAUGCAGGUUACAAUUGACACUAAUUCUCUUCUCGGGGAUGUUAUGAAUGCUUUCAUUAACAUGGUCGGUACUCAUGCCAUCAAUUCACCAGACGGGCUUAAAGGUACGAGAGCCAUCCGACAAGGUGACAAGUUUAUGUAUGUGACCGAGGUUUAUGGGUUGAAUCGAGAAUUUAUUGCCAAUGUUGCAUUUAAUCAAACUGAUGAUAACCUCAUUUUAGCCUAUUACAUCGAUUAUGGUACAAUCAAAGACAAUUUCGUGCUUUUUGAAUCUGCGCUUUCUCCUUCUAGUACAGAAAUGCAAGAAGUCAUGAGUUCUCAACCAACAAAAUUAAUAUGA